Molecule: messenger RNA, 2475 nt
Organism: Osmerus eperlanus (European smelt)
Lineage: Eukaryota; Metazoa; Chordata; Actinopteri; Osmeriformes; Osmeridae
Gene: tgfb5
Product: transforming growth factor, beta 5
Exons: 7
Coding region: 765-2057 (430 amino acids)
Biological process (GO): transforming growth factor beta receptor signaling pathway; regulation of cell population proliferation
Cellular component (GO): extracellular region
Molecular function (GO): growth factor activity; transforming growth factor beta receptor binding; cytokine activity
Source: RefSeq, a predicted model, not a curated record
CCCUUGCCUGAUAGUUUGGAGUUGCAGACUUAAGUUACAGGUUGAUUUUCGCAUUCGAAGGAAAGAAAUUCUUUGAUGCCACACUCCCCAGACUGAAUUAUUUUCCUUGAUGCCUGCAACAGACGAUUCAGAAUGCUACGUCUGCAUCAGAAAUUAUUACAUAUCUAGGGGAGCUCUUUUUAAUAUUUUAUGUGUAUUGGACAUCAGCACUGCAUUCGUAAUGGAUUUUUAGGAUAUCCGCAUGUCUUUUUGGACCUAUUUUAGCUCUUUUUGAUUUUUGUUUUUAUGUCACUUAAUUGAUUGACCUAUAUGGUGUAAGAGUUCAUCUUUAAUUGGGUUUCACUUUUGCCCUAUCUUACCAAUAAAUCACAAGGGAAUGCACUUUAGAGACAAUAUUUUUGCCUUCUGCCACGACGAUGGAUAUCCGAGACAAAUCAGAGAACAAUUCUCUGCUUUAGCGAUUUUACUUUUCUUUACCCUGAAAUAGGUUACGAGAUGGGCUGAGCAUCCCGAUUCAAGUGUUCUCUGAAAUUUGUAUUUUCUCUUUAUAUCAUAAUGUGUAUUGUGACAUUUUCGAAGUUUGAAACAUUUUAAACUUCACAGUUUGAAACGUCUUAAACUGUCAGAAAAAAAAACUUUUUUUUAACGGCCAUAGAGUUUACACUGAGAAUUGUUUGAAAUUCUUCUGGGGCGGACUGGCAGUGCCACAAGGACGCCGCGCGCAGCGGACAGAACUAGAAGAGUAGGCUACUCUCAAAUUUCGCAUGGAGCCGAGGGAUACCGUUCUCCCUUUUCAUCACUGGAUGAUGUGGCUCACACACCUCACGUUCGUUCUGCUCCGAAUGGCCAUAUCCGCGGAGGGACUUUCCACGUGCCAUUCCGUUAGCCUGGACGACCAUAAGUCCAAACGCAUCGAGGCUGUCCGCGGUCAGAUCCUGAGCAAGCUCCGCAUCCGCACCCCACCGGAGCCCAUCGUGACCCCGCCGCCUGAGACCGUGCCAGCCGAGGUCAUGUUACUCUAUAACAGCACGCGAGAGCUGUUGAAGGAGCGUGCGCGCCAGGCCGAGUCCGCUUGCGACCGAGAGAGCAGUGAGGAGGAUUAUUACGCGAAAGAAGUUCAGCGUAUAGAUAUGCUUCCGCCGCGCACGGACACUAAUGUUGUUGGCCCAGUGGCCUCCAGCCCUUACUACAGAGUGGUUGAGUUUGACGUGAGUGGGGUGGACAUUAACUCGAGCACGCUGGUCAAAGCCGAGUUCAGAAUCUAUAAAGCUCCCAAUCCUCAGGCACGCACAACGGAGCAGAGAGUGGAAAUCUACCAGCUGUUGAAACCUGAAGAAGUGACAAGCCCAACGCAGCGCUACAUCGACUCUCGAACCGUUCGCCCCCGGGCCAAGGGGGCAUGGCUGUCUGUCGAUGUCACAGAGACUGUGAAGGACUGGUUGGCUGAUACAGAAAGCAACCUGGGUUUGAAGCUGGGGGUCCACUGUCCCUGUUGCACCUUUGUUCCCUCCACCAACAACAUUGUACCCAACAAGAGUGAGGAGUUGGAAGCUCGCUUUGCAGGUGUGGAUGACGAGCUGCUCCGUCAGGCGAAGAAGCCGGGGCUGGUGAAGGGCCAGGUGGAGUUUAGCACCAAGACGCCCCACCUCAUUGUCACCCUGCUGCCCAGUGACAGGCUGGACAACCCGGGCAAGAAGACUCGCAAGAGGAGGGCGGCUGCCGCGGACACCUCCACCUGCUCCAGGAACUCAGACCCCGGCUGCUGCCUUCGUUCCCUCUAUAUCGACUUCCGACGCGACCUCAACUGGAAGUGGAUUCAUGAACCUAAGGGUUACCGUGCCAACUUUUGUUCCGGAAGCUGCCCUUACCUCUGGAGUGCAGACAACCACUACAACAUGAUCCUGCCCCUGUAUAACAAGCUGAACCCGGAGGCCUCGGCCUCGCCCUGCUGCGUGCCCCAGGACCUGGAGCCCCUCACCAUCGUGUACUUCAUGGGCCGCACACCGCGCGUCGAACAGCUCUCCAACAUGGUGGUCAAGUCCUGCAAGUGUCGUUGACACUCCAGACGAGAAGGAAGAGGAGGAAGAGGAGGGAAACAGGCGGCUUGAGGGAGGGAUUUGGACCCGAAGCGACAAAGAACCCGUAGUUCUCCUGGAAAGAGGACAGAGUGAACUUUCCUUUGUAUAUUCAGACCUUUUGUUGUAUUGUUCUUUGUAUACUUGCAUAACUGUGUUAACAGUUCACACUCGUGUUAAGGAUACAGUAUAUUCCACAAUAACACAAGCAUGACACACUUGAAUCCCAGUUCUGACAGUUGUCUUCUCAAUGCAUUCCUAGAGAUACCUACGCUGGAAAAUGUUAUACCACAAUAGAAAAUGUAAAUAUCACACUUAACAUAUCUGUCUAACGAAAGAUCCCUUUUUCAAAAUAAAAAUCUAAAAAAUGUCUGCUUGCAGUGACUUCUACCAAACUGCU